Molecule: messenger RNA, 912 nt
Organism: Arthroderma uncinatum
Lineage: Eukaryota; Fungi; Ascomycota; Eurotiomycetes; Onygenales; Arthrodermataceae
Product: nitrilase 3
Exons: 2
Coding region: 1-912 (303 amino acids)
Molecular function (GO): catalytic activity
Source: RefSeq, a predicted model, not a curated record
AUGUCGCAGAAGCUCAAGGUCGCUAUCGCGCAAUGCCGUACUCGAGAUACGCUCGCUGAGACUCUCGGUGCUCUAGAGCAGGUUACCACCAAGGCAGCAAGCCGCGGUGCCAACGUCCUGCUGUUCCCAGAGGGAUAUCUAGGAGGAUACCCUAGAGGUUGUAACUUCGGGGCAGCAAUUGGGUCUCGCAAUGAUACCGGGCGAGAUCAAUACCUUGAAUAUUAUAAAGCUGCCGUCGACUUCGGCGAUACUCCAGUGCCCAGCGGAGAUGACUGGGUUGAAAGAAAGCUGCCUGUCGCCGAGGGGAAGAAUUAUAGAGGUGACGGGACUCGAGAGUUCCUUGAGCGGACUGGCUCUGAGCGACUGGUUUGGGCCCAAGGGCCAGCAUCAACUUUGAAAGCCGUCACUGCAGAGAUCAAUGGCGUCAAACUCACUCUUGCAGCGGCUAUAUGCUGGGAGAACUAUAUGCCAUUGCUUCGACAGGCUAUCUACCAGCAGAACGUUAAUCUCUACCUCGCUCCCACGGCGGAUGGCCGCGAUACCUGGCUACCCCUGAUGCAAACCAUUGCCCUUGAGGGCCGCACCGUCGUCCUCAGUGUUAACCAGUGUUUAAAACGUAGCCAACUGCCUUCUUGGGUGACUAAUGACAUCAAACAGCCAGACCAGGAUGGCUCCGAUGACUCUAUCGUCACCGGAGGAGGUGGCUGCAUCAUUAGUCCCUCUGGCAAGGUGUUGGCCGGCCCUAUCUGGAAUGUUACCGACGAAGACGAGGAGAGUCUGCAGGUAGUCGAGGUCGACUUUGAUGAUUGUGUAAGGGGCAGAUUGGAGCUUGAUGUCGCAGGGAGCUACUCGCGGAAUGAUGCAUUUAAAUUAACUGUCGAAGGGCUGGACUUGAACCCUCCACCACAAUGA